This is a messenger RNA of Lobosporangium transversale, 2127 nucleotides long. Its product is annotated as phosphoribosylaminoimidazole carboxylase. Gene Ontology annotation, biological process: 'de novo' IMP biosynthetic process. Bases 65 to 1771 code for a protein of 568 amino acids. The transcript has 3 exons. NCBI's taxonomy places the organism in Eukaryota, Fungi, Mortierellomycota, Mortierellomycetes, Mortierellales, Mortierellaceae. The record is from RefSeq and is a predicted model, not a curated record. Gene Ontology annotation, molecular function: ATP binding; phosphoribosylaminoimidazole carboxylase activity; metal ion binding.
AAUCGAAUCUCUUCCCCAACAACAUUCUGUUCCAUUCACCUCCCUCCCUCAUUCAAUCAUUACAAUGGAGUCUCGUAAGGUUGGCAUUCUCGGAGGAGGACAGCUUGGACGUAUGGUCCAGGAGGCUGCUUCCCGCCUUAAUAUCUCGCUUACGAUUUUGGAUGAGCCAGUCGACGCACCAGCAAAGCAGGUAAACGCUUUCCAAACUCAUAUUGAAGGCUCCUUCAAGGAUCCUGUCAAGAUCCGUGAGCUCGCUGCUUCGGUCGAUGUUAUCACUGUCGAGAUUGAGCAUGUCGAUACUGAAGUUCUCAAGGAGCUUGAGGCCAGUGGUAAGGCUAUUCACCCAACGCCAGCCACCAUCUCUUUGAUCCAAGAUAAAUAUCUUCAGAAGCAACAUCUUUCCAAGCACAACAUCCCUCUCGCCGAUUCACUCGACUGCCCUGAUCAGGCAGCAAUUGAGAGGGCUGGGCAAGAGUUUGGAUACCCCUUUAUGCUCAAGGCAAAGACAUUGGCUUACGAUGGUAGGGGCAACUAUGUGGUUCGAUCAGAGGAGGAUCUUCAGGAUGCACGAUCAAAGCUUGCUCCAGGUGUGCCUCUGUAUGCUGAACGCUGGGCAAAGUUUGAUCGCGAGUUGGCGGUGAUGGUUGUCCGAUCUGUCACCGGAGAGGUGCGUUCCUACCCUGUGGUUGAGACAGUGCACAAAAACAGCAUUUGCCAUCUUGUUUUUGCGCCUGCUCAGGUGGGACGUGGAUUGAGUGGCACUUCAGAUGAAUCUUUCUCUACUUCAAUUCAAGAGAGAGCUCGCAAGGUUGCUGAGAAUGCUAUCUCGAGCUUCACUGGAGCCGGUAUUUUUGGUGUCGAGAUGUUCUUGAUGAAGGAUGGUCAGAUCCUGUUAAACGAGAUUGCUCCUCGUCCCCACAAUUCAGGACAUUACACAAUUGAAGCUUCACACACGUCCCAGUUUGAGAACCACCUUCGGGCCAUUCUUGGUCUUCCUCUUGGAUCAACUGAGAUGAAGGUUCAGGCAGCUGGUAUGCUGAACAUCUUGGGAGCUGGUGAAAAGACCUAUGAAGCCUGUAAGCUCGCAUAUAGUGCACCCGGCGCUACAACUCAUCUGUACGGUAAAAAGGAAUGCAAGGCCGGACGCAAGAUGGGCCAUAUCACUGUGGUUGGAGAUUCGAUGCAGGAAGUUCAUGACCGCCUCUUGCCUAUGGUCAUGGCCAUGGAUCCGAAGGAUGAGUCGCCCUUCAAUCUUGAUCCAUUAGUCUCUAUUGUCAUGGGAUCAGACAGUGACUUGAAGGUGAUGGAGGCAGCAGCUCAGAUCUUGACAAAGCUUUCGGUCCCUUUUGAGUUGUCCUUGGUAUCAGCACACAGGACACCUGAAAGGAUGUAUCAUUUUGGACGUAUGGCACAUAAACGUGGAAUCAAGGUGAUCAUUGCCGGUGCUGGUGGCGCUGCUCACUUGCCUGGCAUGGUCGCGGCAUUGACACCUCUUCCUGUCAUUGGUGUUCCUGUUCGCGGAAGUACAUUGGACGGUGUUGAUUCAUUGCAUUCUAUUGUUCAGAUGCCUCGUGGUGUUCCAGUAGCGACGGUCGCAAUCAACAAUAGUACAAAUGCAGCUUUGUUGGCUGUGCGUAUGCUUGGAAGUUUUAUUCCUUCUUAUCUGGAAAAGAUGAUCAAGUAUCAGGAUACCAUGGAGAAGGAAGUCCUUACAAAGAUUGAUACUUUGGAUCGUGUUGGUUGGGAGAAAUAUGAAUAUAUCAAGCAUUGAAAGGCAGUAUAGCGCUUAAUAUUACCAUCGUUAUUAUUGUCAACAUUAUCGAAUCAUCAAUAAACAUUUGCAUCCUCAGAUAAGUGCACGUGGAUUGCACUGUAGUCAUUUGCCACCAAUUCAAAAAAGGCUCUUUCUUUGUUUGAACUGAACUGCAACAACCCCUUCAACUCAUCAAGUCAUCGCACUCGUGGCUCUACUCUAUUCUGUCAAUAGAAUUUGGAUUUACUUGCAUAAAUCAGCGUAAUCAAUCAAAACAAAAGUAAAAAAAGGCUCUCUCACAGGACCAAAACAAACUACUGCACUGCAAAUAGGGAUGGAGAGGCAUAAAUUGAAUAAAGACGAUGGGAGUGUUU